Prunus avium (sweet cherry) is the source of this 1013-nucleotide messenger RNA. Its product is annotated as small ribosomal subunit protein uS2. Lineage: Eukaryota; Viridiplantae; Streptophyta; Magnoliopsida; Rosales; Rosaceae. Gene Ontology annotation, biological process: translation. Gene Ontology annotation, molecular function: structural constituent of ribosome. Gene Ontology annotation, cellular component: small ribosomal subunit; ribosome. The record is from RefSeq and is a predicted model, not a curated record.
UUUCAGAUGGAAAGAUACGUCUUCAAGCGCCGCAAUGAUGGGAUUUACAUUAUCAAUCUCGGAAAGACAUGGGACAAGCUUCAGCUGGCUGCCAGGGUGAUUGUUGCGAUUGAAAAUCCCAAGGAUAUUAUUGUACAAUCGGCAAGGCCCUACGGUCAGAGGGCUGUUCUGAAGUUUGCUCAGCACACUGGGGCUAAUGCAAUUGCUGGAAGACACACCCCAGGAACCUUUACCAAUCAGCUUCAGACAUCUUUCAAUGAGCCCCGUCUCCUCAUUCUGACUGAUCCAAGAACAGAUCACCAGCCAAUUAAGGAAGCAGCUCUUGGAAACAUUCCAACAAUUGCUUUCUGUGAUACUGAUUCUCCCAUGCGUUAUGUUGAUAUUGGCAUCCCUGCCAAUAAUAAGGGUAAGCACAGCAUAGGAUGUCUUUUCUGGAUCCUAGCAAGGAUGGUUUUGCAGAUGCGUGGCUCCCUCCGUCCAGGGCAUAAGUGGGAUGUCAUGGUUGAUCUAUUCUUCUAUAGAGAGCCUGAGGAGGCCAAGGAAAAGGAGGAGGAAGAAGCUGCUACAGCGGCGGAUUAUGGAAUUACAGAUUAUUCUGCAGCUGGCGGCCUUGCUGGUGGUCUUGCUGGUGAUCAAUGGCCUGCCCAAGUUUCUGAUGCUCCUUGGCCAACCGAUGCCCCUGCAGCUAUCGCAGCAGCUCCUGUUGUUAGCUGGACUGCAGAACCAGUCGCUGCUGCAGAUGGGUGGGGGGAGCCAGUACCUGUUCCUGCUCCUUUAGUUGAUGGUGCUCCUACUGCAACUGGCUGGGAUUUAUGAAAUUCUAAAGAGUGCUGCUCAUAACAACGUAGUUGAAUCUGUAAUAGACUAGAUUUUCAUUUCUUUCUUUUUGGGUUUCUAAAAGGAUUGUGAUUCCAUUUUGAAAGAUGGAUUGUUUUUGAAACUGUUCUAGAUUGGCUCCCUCUAUUGAAAUACAAACAAUUUUGCAAUUAAACCCAAUAUAAAAUUUUUGGCAA